UGCGUCCUCAUUGAAUGCACACAUGUACACAAACAGCGAGCAGGCACUGUUUGGCUUCAGUGGACAGCUGAGAUAGUGACGUGACGACAAUAAGUGUUCCUCAGGAUUACACAUCUAAUGUUUUAAUGAACGUAUAACCUACAUGCAAGUUGCAGAAUAACGGUAGCCUACCCUAGAUUAGAAUAACGCGAGACGCAAGCUAGCUAGCAGACUACCUAAUUUUUGAAAGCAGUGAACACCACCACCACCUGUUGUCAGAGUUCAGCUUUGCUUGUCUGAUCAUGAGUUCAACAUGCGCCUGUGACAGUUCGGAGGGAUCUAAGUUGUGGGGAGGGAGAUUCGCUGGUGGUACGGAUGCCAUCAUGGAAAAAUUCAACGCCUCAAUUGCAUAUGACCAAAGAAUGUGGGACGCAGACAUCAGGGGCAGCAAAGCAUAUGUUUUGGCGCUGCAGAAGGCUAACCUGGUGACAGAAGAUGAGAUGAGCCAGAUUGUCUCUGGUCUGGAUCAAGUUCAUGCAGAGUGGUCUCGGGGUUCCUUUCAAAUUAAAUCAGGAGAUGAAGACAUCCACACAGCUAAUGAACGACGGCUUAAGGAGCUGAUUGGAGAAGCAGCAGGCAAGCUGCACACUGGGAGAAGUAGAAAUGAUCAGGUUGUAACGGACAUGAGACUAUGGUUACGGGAUGCCAUAGGUAUUGUGAAGGGUCAUGCCUUACAGCUAAUUACUGCCAUGGUGGACAGGGCCUCCAGGGAGAUAGACAUUGUUUUCCCUGGGUACACACACAUGCAGAGGGCUCAACCAAUCAGAUGGAGCCACUGGAUUAUGAGCCAUGUAGUGGCCUUGAGUAGAGAUGUGGAGAAACUCGAUGAAAUGCGCCGGCGAGUUAAUGUACUGCCUCUUGGAAGUGGCGCCAUAGCAGGGAAUCCAUUCAACAUUGAUCGCAAACUCCUUUGUAAAGAACUGGCCUUUGAUUCAGUCAGUAUCAACAGCAUGGAUGCUACAGCAGAAAGAGAUUUUGUUGCUGAGUUCCUCUUCUGGGCAUCUUUAAAUCUCACCCACCUCAGUAAGAUGGCAGAAGACCUUAUUAUCUACAGCACCAAAGAGUUCUCCUUCGUUGCACUGUCCGAUGCUUACAGCACCGGUAGCAGCCUGAUGCCCCAGAAGAAGAAUGCCGACAGCCUGGAGCUUAUUCGCAGCAAGGCUGGACGCGUCUUCGGAAGAUGUGCAGGUUUCCUUAUGACAUUGAAGGGCCUGCCCAGCACCUACAAUAAAGACUUACAGGAGGAUAAGGAAGCCAUGUUUGAUGUGUAUGACACAGUUGAAGCUGUUCUCCAGAUAGCCACAGGUGUAAUGGCCACACUGACGGUGAAUAGCAGUGAAAUGAACGCUGCUCUAAGUCCAGACAUGCUUGCCACUGACCUAGCCUACUACCUGGUCAGAAAAGGGGUGCCUUUCAGACAGGCUCAUGGAUGCUCUGGGAAGGCUGUAGCUCUCGCUGAGUCCAAAAAAGUCCCACUUAAUAAACUUACUCUGGAAGACCUGAACACCGCCAGCCCGCUCUUUGACAGUGAUGUGUCCUCUGUGUGGGACUACAGCAGCAGUGUGGAGCAGUACAGUGCCAUAGGUGGCACUGCCAAGAGCAGCGUGUUGGCACAGAUAGACCAUAUGAAAACCUGGCUGGAAAAAUACAAGCAGUAACGCACCCUGCCUUGUUAUGAUGAACACACAACACUCACACCACUUAGAUAAUGUGCCUUUAUAAACCCAAACACACACCUAAUGAUAAUAAGUUGGCUUUGUGCUGAGGUGAUUUCUGGUUGCUAUGUGAAGAGUACAUAAAAAUAAUAAUAAUAAUACUGUUACAUGAUUUAAUGCACUCUAGUCUUAAAGGAAAGUUGUUGAAAGUGCAAUGUAAACUUUUGCGUCCCAAGUUUCAGGGUUCUGAUUGUUAAGUUAUGGUUUUACUGGAUUUGUUGAUUCUUUGCACCUGUGCUUUUAUUAUCAAAAACAUUUAGAUUGACAAGUUUAUGCUGCAAAUAAAACACUGAAGUCUUGCAUUACA
Alosa alosa (allis shad) is the source of this 2061-nucleotide messenger RNA. It is a transcript of the gene asl, whose product is annotated as argininosuccinate lyase. The transcript has 16 exons. Gene Ontology annotation, cellular component: cytosol. The record is from RefSeq and is a predicted model, not a curated record. Gene Ontology annotation, molecular function: argininosuccinate lyase activity. The coding region runs from base 282 to 1697 and encodes 471 amino acids. Lineage: Eukaryota; Metazoa; Chordata; Actinopteri; Clupeiformes; Clupeidae.